Molecule: messenger RNA, 2145 nt
Organism: Laetiporus sulphureus 93-53
Lineage: Eukaryota; Fungi; Basidiomycota; Agaricomycetes; Polyporales; Laetiporaceae
Exons: 6
Coding region: 1-2145 (714 amino acids)
Biological process (GO): DNA replication initiation; DNA replication
Cellular component (GO): nucleus; replication fork protection complex
Molecular function (GO): DNA replication origin binding; single-stranded DNA binding
Source: RefSeq, a predicted model, not a curated record
AUGGAGUCAAUAUCGAGCAGGAAAGAUCUCGAGCAACAGCAACAGGCUGAGAUUCACAAACAGAUUGCGAUUUUGCAAGCACAGCUCACCAAAUCUUCCACAUCAUAUCCUACACGCACCCCGCCAGAGCGGAAAGAAAGACCGGAGUCUGACGUGCUAGUUCCUGCAUCGCCAUCUCCAAAGAGGAAGAAGUCGAGCCAUCGUACAAGCUACGGUGAACGAGGCAGCAUGUCUGUGCGCUCUAUGAGUCAACAGUCGCGCUCAUCUCAGACACUCUCCUCCUCUCAAUCAUCCGUCGCUCGUAACGCAACGGCUCCGGCUCAGAAGCAGGUCCCAUCUACUGUGCUACAGAAGCUAGCCAAAGCACACUCCAGAAAGGACACGCAGCUCACUCCAGCUGCCAUCACUCGUUCCACCGCGUUCACAGAGAAGCCAGCUCCUCAGGACGACACCGUACCUCAAUCGAAUGCACAACAACGCGAUGACAGACUCGCACUCGUGGAGAAGCUAAUUCCAGGGCCAGUGGAACACAAGCCGCCAUUUGACGACCCGAAGUUUGAGAAGCUGGAGCCGUGUUCGGGAAUCCGUCUCUCCUCACGCUCCAUAUCCCACGAAGACUUUCAGGACUACCUGCGCGGGCGGUACUACCUCUCGCCCUCGAAGCUCUACUCGGUCGUCCGGCUGCUCCCAGACAAGCAGGGCUACGACGUGCCCGUAUGCGGGGACUGGCUGACGAUCGCCGUAGUCGCAGAGCGGGGCCAGAUCAAGCACACACAGGCACCCGUUGGCAUUGGGCGCGAGGACAAGCUCGAAGAUGAGGAGGCACAGGACAGCGUCGACAACUUGCUGCUGAACACCGACCGCACAAAACAACCCAGGGCCGGCAAGAGCAAACAGGAGCCGCCGAGAGCGAGCGGGAAGAAGUACGUGAACCUGAAGCUGGUCGACUUUGGUUGCCGCGAGAGCGCAUCGUCCGAAUCCGCAUCCAAGGCCAUCCGCGGGGACGCGAUGCUGUCCCUGCUGCUGUUCGAGUCGGAUAGCUACGAUGUCAUCACGAUGAAGGAUGGAAGAAAGGAGAAGGUGUACAAGGGAGGGAGCAAAGGCGCGUUCGAGAAGAUGUCGACGCUCAGAGAGGGCGCGGUUGUCGCUUUGCUGAACCCGAGGAUACUGAAGCCAUUCCAGCGCUCAUCAGACGCACCGCAUCCUACAGAUAAUAUCCUCGCGCUCACUCCAGAGUCGAUCUUCUCGGUCGCUGUCAUCGGCUACUCUCAGGACCUGGGCAUGUGCACCGCGAUCAAGCGCGACGGCAAGCCCUGCGGGAGCUGGUGCGACAGGCGGAUAGCGGACAUCUGCGAGUAUCACAUCCAGCAUGCCGUCGAAAGGAAACGGGCAGCCAGGCCGGAAUUCUCGAACGGCACCUCAGGGAUGUCCACGGGUGCGAAACGUAGCAAACCCGCGUACGACCCCGCGCGACAGUGGGGCCUUAAGCCGCCAGACAACGAUGGCGCGACCUACGUGGUCUCGGGCCACAUCGUCUCCGGUGCGAACGAUGCAAAGUCGCUGUUCAUAUCCGAGUCGCUGGGGCGCGACGCGCAGGCAAAGGCAUCUCGGAGGGGAUCAGCCAAGGCUGCGGAUGAGGCACUCCAGAAGCUGUUGAAGCGGGACAGGGAGGGCACGAAGGCUCUUGUCACCGCGCGCGAGUUCGGGAAGCGCGCGUCGAAGGAGGAGAAGGGCAAGGCUGUGCCGGGAAAAAGGAAGCGGGAAAUCGAUGAGAAUGAGAGUGGGACCACAGGAAUGGAUGGCGAACGGGGCAGCGCCGACGAGGAGGAGCCACGGAAGAAGAGAAAGACUGCGUAUUCGGCGCAGAUGAUAAAGCGGCUUGGGUUCGAUCCGACUGCGAAAGAUGGACGGAGAGCGGCAGACGACGAGGUUCAAAGCAAGCUGGCGGUGCUGGCAGCGUUGCAGACAUCCAGGCGGCAGAUCCAUCUUGGACCUCACCCGGGGAAGAAGAACAGCUGCGUCCAGCGUCCCGCCUCCUCAGUUCACAAGUCCGAGCCAAAAGUACAGGAGCGGAAGGUGCUCGGCAAGGUACUGGACUCGUCUCCUGCAUUUGUAGAUUUGGAUAGUAGUGAUGCGGAACUCUGA